GGUGAAGCAGCUGAUGGAGAUGGAGCCGCCGCCGCCCCUGAGCGCCCGGGUCCCGCCUCCGGCCCGGUUGCGGCCGGCUCAGUGACCCCACUCCCCCCGCACUGGGCCGCCCGGGCCAGAGUGGGGGACCCCCGCCGCCCCGCCCCCUUCUCCCCCAAUACCUUACCCUCUCCCUCUCCCACCCAGCCUGCGCGCGCGCGGAGCUCCCUCAGUCUACGUGGGGAGGCCAGGGAAGCACAAAGAACAAGAGAAAAGAUGCAUCCAACUGAGAGCUAAAAGGAGACAAUGAGGUGAUAUUUUCCCACUGCCCAGGUGUUGUGUUUCCAGCUCUUACCCCUUCUUAUUUUAGAGACUGGCCAUUCCUAGGGUGACCUGGGAAUUCAUCCCUCCACACUGCUCCCCAAGCACUUGGAUAACAAAGCUGAGCUGUCCUCAUCUGUGUUAUAAGUAAACAGGUCACUAUCUACAACCUGGUGAAAAUGAAUCAGAUCCUUCUGCUGUAAAUACAGACACAUAAGCUGAGAAAAGGUUGGUGGGUUUCCUUCAGAGGGCACUAGGUUGACCCUAAAGAUCACUUCAGAGCUGCAAAUCGCUCAAUGUCUAGGUCUGGUUCCUGGAAAGGGGCGUGUAGUCAGGUUGCAGACAAUACCUAAUUCCACCUCUUCUCUCAACCCUUUACCCUUUCCCCCUCCCCAGUUAUUCAAAGUCCUGAUAGAGAGCAGAGCCAGCUUUGUGAUUCCAACAUUUUUUUGGCUGAGAUUUCAUUCAGUUCAGGAAGGCACAGACAGGAGAGGAUGAUGCUUGGGUUUGGUCCACUUCUAGUACCUGCACUGCUCAAUCCCAGGCAGGUCGGAAGAUCUGUCUUGUUCAUAAUCACUGGGCAAAUAUCAUAUGAUAUUGCUUAUAUGUGGAAUCUAAAAAAAGCUACAAAUGGACUUAUCUACAAAACAGAAAUAGAGUUACAGAUGUAGAAAAUAAACUUAUCGUUACUGGGGGAGAGGGGUAAGGGAGGGGAGGGAUAAAUUGGAAGAUUGGGAUUGACACAUACACACUACUAUAUAUAAAAUAACUAAUAAGGACCUACUGUAUAGCACAGGGAACUCUACUCAAUACUCUGUAAUGGCCUAUAUGGGAAAAAAAUCUAAAAAAGAGUGGAUAUAUGUAUAACAGAUUCACUUUGCUGUACACCUGAAACUAACACAACAUUGUAAAUCAACUAUACCCCAGUAAAAAUUUUUUUUUAAAUCACUGGGCUCCACCUCAGAUCCCAGAUCCUAAGAGAGACCAGAGAAAAAAAUUUCCCCUCCUCCCUAUUGCAACCAAAAGGAUGGCAUGGAUCCUUGCCCCUCUCUCCACUUUCACCCUCUUUCCCAACAACAUCCUUCUCACUACCUUUCUACCCACUAAGCCACAUGGAGUGUGUUUUAAAUUCCAAUUUUGGAGUUUCACUGGAUCAAGCAGGAUUCUUUAGAGGAUUUGAAGAGCUUUAAUUACUUGUGAUGUCCAUAUUCUUUCAGGCUUUCAGAGCCACUACAUAGAGAAAACUUGACUUUCUGAUAUUUUUUUCACCAAUAGUUAGAGCUGUGGGAACAUUUUUGUGGAGAGGGGGAGAUGAGGGUUGUAGCUGAUGCCUGACCUUGGAAGUCAGACCUUGGAUUGGUCUCACCUGCUGCUUCUCAGGAAGUGUGGCGGGAAAUCUUCUGUCUGGAAGGGAUACCCAUUCCUGCCCAUUCCUGUUUAAAUGCGAUAUCAUGUUGAUGGAAGAAAGCCAGGGCCAUGGAGGAUUCUUAUUAUGGUGCCAGGUGCAUUCAAAAGAACAGGGAAGAAAGUCUUUGUCUCAGGUUACAAUGACCAGCCUUUCCUCCCUCCUCAUAAAAAUACUUCCUUUUGAAUUGGGAGGCUGGCUGUUUCUAGUUGCUUUGUAUUCAGCUCACUGAACUGAAUUUACAGUACAUAUGUGCCUGCGUCCAUCACUGAAUGGUGUCUGUGUUGCUCUAAAGCCAGUUUCCGUUUGAGAUCUUUGAACCAAACCUGUCUUGUGUCACUAACUUCUCCCUCUCUAUGCCUCCUCUCGCUGUGGUGUGUCUCCAGUUGGCACUGCCUAAUUUGACCCAGUUCCUCUAAGGAGACACUAAGAUCUUCCUGGCAGGCCAGGCAGGGGAGAAAGUUCUUUGAGGGGCAGGGAGUGGGAAGGUGCAGAGGGAUAUGCUGCCUGAAGACUUGAGCAAACAGUGAAGUCCAUCUCCUGAUGUGCUCCUGGCUCUCAGAAUACCAGGAUCGGGAACAGCAGAAUCUCAGUCCAGUCUCACUCCCAGAGCUACCAACUUGGCAUUUAGACCAGUUGGAGACAGCUAAAGACUGAUUUUGCCCAAGAUGUGUCAUGGAGCACCUGUUAAGAAAAAUUAAGAAACAGAAGAGCUCAGUUUACUUCUAGGAACAAAGUCCAACUCAGAAAACAACUCCUUCAGACCCUUCUGGAAAUUGUUUUGGGGCCAUUUGGGCAGGUGUCCAAGAAUGAGAUGCACUUCCUGAGCCAGUAUUCAGCAUAGCUGAAUGCUGUGCUUCAACUCUUCUGCUCACCUAGUGCUUGUCUAGCUCCCCGUUCAUACACACACAUGCGCGCGCGCGCGCACACACACACACACACACAAAAUCGCAUUAGGAUAUUUCUCCCCACAGAGCCUGCUCAAUUUGUUCUUACUUUUUUUUUUUUUAAUAAAUAAAUUUACUUAUUUAUUUAUUUUUGGCUGCGUUGGGUCUUCGUUGCUGCGCGCAGGCUUUCUCUAGUUGCAGUGACCGGGGGCUACUCUUUGUUGCGGUGUGUGGGCUUCUCAUCGUGGUGGCUUCUCUUGUUGUGGAGCACGGGCUCUAGGCACACGGGCUUCAGUAGUUGGGGCACACGGGCUCAGUAGUUGUGGCUCGCGGGUUCUAGAGCACAGGCUCAGUAGUUAUGGCACACAGGCUUUGUCGCUCCGCGGCAUGUGGGAUCUUCCCAGACCAGGGAUCAAACCCGUGUCCCCUGCAUUGGCAGGUGGAUUCUUAACCACUGUGCCACCAGGGAAGUCCCUGCUCUUACUUUUUAAGUAACAGACCCCACUCCCACGGGGAUCACACCAAAGGAAAAGAUGUUAGAACCAGGGAAAAGCAAGAAGAUCCAUGAAGGCCUUGAGUACCCUGGCUUUUGAAAGGAAGCACACCUCAGAGAGACAGGAGACUUGGGUUCUUUUCCUUGUUCCAGGCUCACUAUGAGCCCUGAGACAAGUCACUUAGCUGCUCUGAACCUCAGUUUCUCCAGAAAAUGGGGAAAAACCUACUCACUCUUGCUUCUCCUGCAUUGGGGUGGGGGGGGGUGGGAAGUCACGUGUGGCAUCUUGAGCUCUGCAAAAUCCCAAAGGGCAAUUAUGGAGCUAAUGAUUAAGAAAUGAAAGGGGCCCCAUGAGUACCAGACCGCGUUCCCUCAUAUUUCCAUCUCUGACCACCGCAAGUUCUAUGGCUAGUUCCAGAGGGUAUGAGUUCACUAACCACUGUGGACUUGGGCUCUUCUCAUCAUUGCCCCUAAGGGAACCUUCAAGGAACUGCUUCUUACUGUGACUUGGUCUAGCAGUCUGGUCCCAAAGCUCAGUCCAUCCCAGGGAGGAUGUCAAGAAAAGAGGAGUUGAAAAUAAACUUGGAGAAUUAUUUCUUCCACACCCAGGAGUCCUAGGUGAGACUAGAAAUCUCUCUAAUGAAAUCUAGGGAGAGCUGCUUUGCGAAGUGAAGGAGAGCCCGUGUGUCAGGCUUUCUUAUGAGACUUUUUAGAGUAUGAUGUCUCUCAGCACUAGACAAGAAUGACUUGGAGUGUGGUGAGAGGGAGACAGGGUGAUAGACACUUUUCCCCUGUGUGCCCUCCAGAGCCCCCAUCCCCAGCUCUAUCAAUAUAGUAUUACCAGCAAACCAGAUUUCCAUCCAUCUGCCUCAGUGAGAUCCUUCAAAGAGACCAAGAAUCCGGGUGGCAGCUCAGGCUGUUCCCUCGCCCCACUCUAGCUCCCCCAAAUCUGCCCCUGGGGUAUUUAUUUUUCAUAAGAUGACUGGUGAAAGCAAUUUUGGAUGUAUGUAAAUUUCUACCAAAUAGAAUUUUUUUUCUCCUCCCACAGGCUCCUGAGAUAAUUCAUUGCAACAAAUUAUCACUUUUAAUUAUCCUCAGUUUUGAUUGUUUAAUACUCUACUGCCAAUUACUGUUUGCCUUCCCUCAAAUAGACUAACUUGCAUUUUAAAUUCAGGUUCCCACCCCAACUCCCCUUUUAAAAAAAUAAACAUAGCAAAGUAAUUGACAAGAAGGGGGAAAACACUUAAAGGUUUAAUUUGACUAUUACAUCUUCAGUAGAGGAUUCCUCUCUGAACUUGAGGUGGGCUGCUCUCCUCUAUCUUCUACUUUCCUGUCCCCCUCCCUCCUUCCACCCAAAAAAGUAUCCCUUGAAUGACUGAAUCUAGCUUCUUCCUCCUAUUGCUACCCCAUCCUUAACAAGGUUUAGAGCCUCUGUGGGGUUGUUUCUUUGCCUCAUGAGAGCUGAGCUGUAAACUGUCUCCUUUCCUACACCAUCAGCUCCACUUACAGGGAGAGGGUCUACUCUCCAAACAACACGAUCAGGGACUGGUGUAGAAUAAGACAGUGUUUCCACCUGAGAGACUGGGGAAGCCUGCAGAAGUUGGAGGUUGGAGGAGACCCUGGGGUUUGUAAGUCAGGGUACAUCGUCUUUCUCUCCAGGACAAAGUAUGAGGUUUUGCUUCUUUAGGAUAGGGUCAGAGCACACUUAAGUGAUCCUUUAGGGUUCUUGCUAACUCCAGAAUGUUAGAGAGAAACCUACUCCCUUUCCAGAUCUGGCUUCUAAUAGUAGCUGUUUUCUCUUCCAGCAGAAUCUCUCUAAGAUGGACAUAGAAGACAGCAAUGGCCGCUCCUAUAUGUCUGUGGGACCAAUGGAGGAAUUAUGGGCAUGCGCUAAGGGAGAUAGCAAGAUGGGUCAGACACACAUAUGAGAGUCAUUGACAACACCUGCAUAAUGUCAAGGUAAGAAGUUGACUCUGACCCCUUUCUCAUUUAAGGAGGGAAGGCGUUGGAAUGGGUACAGGCAUUUGAUACCUGUUACAUGCUGGACAGAGUAACAGGGAUCAAGUGGACUGAUUUAGUUGAAAGAGACUUUAUUGGAACUAAAGUCAUGGCCUUUCUGAGGAGCCAGCCAGUCCUCCUACCUCCUGCUCAGUUAAGCCUAUUCAGAAAACCACUAUUGAGGAACACCUGUUCUCAGGACCCUGCACUGGUGCUGGAGAACACUCAGAUGGAGAAGUUCUUGCCCUAAGGCAGGCAAAUGAGAAGCUAGGAAGCCGACUGGGGAAAUCCCAUGGAGCUCUUUUCAGCCCUAUCUCUGGAGAAUGUUGGAUAUUAGAGGAAAACUUCUGAGGGUGUUGGCUUCACUGUGCUAUGAAACCAAGCUUUUCCCUGCUUUCAGCAGGGUGGCCCUUCCUAGAUAAGAAGAGUCCUCUGCACAGGAUGGUUUUUGAAUGAAAGUGGAGGCCAGAAACCCCUCAUCUGUGUUUUGAGAAUUCUAGAUGUCAGCAGCUAUUGUACCUUAGAGAGGGACAGGGGAAAAUCAAGGCAGGGUUAACAUUAGCACUGAAAAGCAGCCCCUGCAGGACUGGGCGUGGCUGAGACAGUUCACGGGAGGGGUGCCUGAGUGCCCGUCGCUGACCCUUCUCUCCCGGACUGAUGUGGAAGCAGUGGGAAAGGCUGCAGUGCACACCCCUCCUAAAGUAUGCGGCGGCCCCCUCACGGUCCUCACAGCUCUUCCGCCUCCACACCUGGGGGCCUUCACUUGCCUGGCCAGUUGAUGAAGGGGGUAUCUCUCCUGUUCUUCGAAGAAGUUUUCCCACCGCACAGCACCUAUUUCAGAAAAUCCACCUUUUCUUCCCCUAUCUCUUUGUAAAGGUGCAGACCAUUCCCUCCUGGGGAAGAGAGGGAAGAAAGGAGGAAUCCAUUAAUUUACUACACAGGUGCUCUCCCCACCCCCAUUCCCUAUCUUUCAAGGGAAACUGAGUUGCUCAAACGCAGCUCGUGCAAUUAACUGACUGAGCAGUGCUUGUCCCAAGUUUUCUGGGACUGAAAUGUUUAAGGGAACCUUGGCAGAAAGGGAUCCAGGGGUAGACAGCCCAAAGUUUCACGGCCCCUCCCACCCCCAAAUUCUUGGAAUCAGAAAAUCUAGUCUUCCAAAGUAGGUCAGCACGUCAGUGAGCAGCUCCUCUGGAAGGGAAGGGAGCAGAGGCCUUGUCUUGAUAGAGGGCGGAUUCAGCCAGGGCUGUCGGCUGCUGGGGCCCCAGGGGCACAGGAGGGGAGGGGAGGUGGGGAGACUAUACCAGUACUUUGCCUGGAAUCUGAAAGGGCUCAGGGCCACAGAGCAACACGAGCCUGAGAUCAGACUGUGCAGGGCCCUCUGGCUGCUGGGAAGGGGGAGGCUGUCAGUCCCCAGAUCUGGAGAGCGACCUCCCUCCUGGAGGAGGAAGGAAAGGAGGGAUACGAAAGCCUGAGUUCUGUGGGGGAGGGGCUCUCUGCCGAUCUGAGAGCCUUGAAGCUGCCCGCUGUCCUGGGCCCCAUGACCUCUGAGGCCUUGGCUUCCCCAGCUGGCAGAGGCUUGGGCCUUCCCUGGGGGCCCCCCCUUUCUCCCCCAACCCUGUGGGCCCAUCCAUCUCUCUGUCUCUUGCACACACUCUUGUCUCUCUCAGGCAUUUGUUGUGCAGUUCCUCUUUGUCUGCUGGGCACGAGGGCAACGGCAUCUGCCUCCCUCCCUGUGGACUCCCCAACCCCAGCCCUUCACUGGCUUGAGAAAGGGAUGCUGUAGCCUAGCCCCCGUCACCAGAUAUACAUUCUCUCCAGCCCCCUCCCCAGGCACAUCCAAGCUGUGCUGCUUCUCUCUCUCCCUCUCUCUCCCUCUCUCUCCCUCUCUCUCUCUCUCUCUCUCUCUCUCUCCCUCUCUCCCUCUCUCCCCCUCUCCCCUCUCCCUCUCUCCCUCUCUCCCUCUCUCCCUCUCUCUCUCUCCCUCCCUCUCUCUCUCUCUCCCUCUCUCUCCCUCCCUCUCUCUCUCUCCCUCCUUUUCUCUCUCUCUCUCUCUCUCUCUCACACACACACACACACACACACACACACACACACGCUCACACACACACCCUGGGCUGAGCUCUUGCUGGCUGCAGCCGUGGGCCCCUGCUCACCGUGCCGCUGCCGCUGCCUGCGAAAUGACGGCGGUUCCCCUCACUUCCAGGAAUCCACGCUUCCUGGAAGGUGAGUGGCUGGGCUCACCCCUGCCUGCCACCGAGACGCAGACAUGCACACACCACCCGCACUCCCUCGCCGUUUCCAAGGCGGCGGCCGCGUUCGCACCCCAGGGUCUCACCGGCAAGGGAAGGAUAAUGUAAGUUCAGGCAGAAGGUGACUAGUGGAGGGGGGAAGGGGGGCGCUGGGGCUAGGGAGCCAAUUCAGUAACAGCUCCCAAGCCUGAGGAGAGGGAGAGGACGGGGGCUGUGUGUGUAGCAGGGGAGGGGGCGUUCCUCCUUACACUUGCGGAGGAUGGGAAAUGGUGUUUGGUGUUGCUAAGCGAAGGCUGCGACUUGGACAGUGGGAGCUUGUGGUGACAUCUUGAUUAGGCCUUGGGGACAGAUGUAGAGCUGCCUGGGGUGAAAUGCCAAUGCCGAGACGGGCUGGGGUGGGAAUGGGCAAUAGAAAGAAUCGAGGGAAAGAGAAGCCCUGGCAGCAGAUGCCUCAGCCUGGAACUGAGAUCCGAGGGGCUUCAGCCUCCUCCCCACAAUAGAGCUGGGGAUGGGCGUCUUUCUUUGCUCCUGACCCCACUCUUCCCUGCUAGCAGUCUAGCAUCCUGCCCCCUGGAACCCAUGGUCAAGAAGAGGAAGGUGGUUAGGAUGAGGUCCCUUGCAGAGAAGUGUGGAGGCUCUCGGACCUCACGGCUCUUCCCUAGGUGGCCACUCUUUGAAGGGAUGGAGGAAGGGCAGCAGGAGCGGAGGGCUGCACCCCCUCAACAUGGGAAACACAUUUAGCUGGUGGGAUGUUGCUCUGGUUCCUUUCUCUUCCUCCUGCUUUUAUGCCCUUUGCCCACCUCCUGGUUCCUCUGAUGUGAACCUCAUGAUUUGGCUUUGCCCUCGGGGGGUUCAGCCAAUCUGUGAUGACUUUGACCAAGAAAAUUUCUCUGAGACCUGAGAGCAGCCCUAAUUCUUGGCUUUGACAGUCUGGGAUUUCUUGGGAGUCCCAGGCAUUUGAAAUUCCCUCACUGGGGUUUCUGGGGCUGAGAGAGGAACUGCUGAACUUCCUAAAUCUGACUCUAGUUCUCUUCACCUUCCAGCUAAAACUCAAAAUCCCUGGAGCCCCAAAAGGCUUUCUGACCCCUGAAAUGGAUUUAUUUUAUGUAUUAGCCCCAUAAAAGUAGACUUGAGCCUGUUUUGCCUCUUACCUUUAUCCUAGGGAAGGCAACGGCAUCAAAGAGCCCGUUGAACUACUGGUGUGACUCUGGAGGUAACUGCUCUUCCUCCUGUUCCCAGGUCUUAAGAAGGAGAGCCACAAAGGGUGUUUUUCCCUUAGUGUCCCUAGAUCUCCCUUUAAGGAUAUUUUCCCCAUAUAUCAAGCCCCAGGCCCCAAGAGGCAGCCUCAGCCUGGUAGGCUGGGACUAGCAAUGGAUUUCCAGCAAGCUCACUCAUCCUUUUAGGGUCAAGGACUCAGCGCCAGGGCCCAGAGCCCUGUUCUUCCCCCAUUACUAACAUCCAGUGAUUUAGGACAAGUCAGCACUAACAUUUGAAAAGGAAUGAGAAGAUAACCUUUCAGCCCUUCUAACCUUAGCAAACACUACUCUUAGUUGAAAGGACAUAUUUUAAAACUGGGUCUGAGUCUACAAGUCUCAACCCACAACUCUGAGAUGCUCACUUCACGAUAUGUGUGUGGUCCUGAUAUGGGGCAACUUUUUUUAGAUAACCAUGGCUCAUCCAAAGAGCCCCAGCUGGGGAACCUCAGUUUCAAGCCAUAAGGCUUCUUCGAUAGGUAGUGAACAAAUUUCCUCAGGCUUUGAUGGGAUAGAGUGGGGGAAAUGGGACUUUUAGUAGAGGAUAUGAAUGGGAAAUGGUCCCAAAGUCCUGAGUGGUUGUUUUCUUCCCACUGACCAAAGCUGGAGAGGGAUCCCUCAGGAGGGUGUGUUCCGGAUUUCUUGCCUCAGGCCCAAGACUCCAACCAUUUUAUAAUGGAAUCUUUAUUUUGUGAAAGUAAGUAUGUGCAUAGCUGGGAAAUUGGGUAAAAUACUAAUAGGUGGACUUCAGGGAUGAAUUUUAGGGUUUGUCUCUCUCUCUCUCUCUCUCUGUCUGUCUUCCAUAUUUAGGCCUGUGUGCACACAUCUAUGCAUGUUCAUGUUAGCAGCUAAUGUUGAAGGCUAUGACUAUGUUUCUCCCAAUAGGUAUGUUCUCUUUAUGUGUAUCUACAUAUAUGGUAUGUGUCCGUGUCUGUGUGUGUUUAUCUACAUGCUACAUGUGUUUUAUUUCACCUGUAUAUUUGUGCAGAAGAUUGUGGGGAGGAGGGAUUUUUUUUAAAGAUAUGAUUCGUAUCUUCAGGUGUGUUAUCUGAUUUUUAAAAACAUAUAUGACACUCUUAAAAAGCAUUUUUACAAAGCGAUUUGUGCACAAGUUAAAAUGAAUAUAUUGAGAAUAAACUGAUUAUUUCACUGUCAAGGGAACAUCAAGUAGUAAAUAUGUGAUUGGAAUCAUAGCAGAUGGAGGCUUUCUAGAGUAGCCACAUUUUUGCUGAUUUUAGAAAGUCGAAUGGGCCCAGCUCUUCCCUACUGAAACAGUGACUCCCAAUUAGCUGUACAGGUGUUGGUUAAGGCAUGGGCACUUACUGUUUGUGAUCAGAUUGGGGUUCCACCACUACUUGACCUUAGACAAGUAACAUAGCCUUUUUUGUGCUUCAGUUUCCUCAUCUGUAAAAUUAAGAAAAUAUUGGCACCUACUUCACAGAGUUGUUGUGAAGAUUAAAUGAGAUGAUUCAUUUAAAGUGCAUAGAACAAUUUCUGGCAUGUAGUAAGCACUCAAUUAAUGUUAGCUGCUAUUGUGAAUUCCCUGGCGGUUCUGUGGUUAAGACUCCGCGCUUCCAAUGCAGGGGGCGUGGGUUCACUCCCUGGUCAGGGAAUCAAGAUCCCACAUGCCGUGCGGUGUGGCCAUAAAAUAAAAGAAAAAUAUUUUAAUUAAAAUGUUAGCUACUAUUAUUAUGAUUCCUAUCAUUAUCAUUAGAUUCAGGGACAAUUUCAGCUGCCCUUCCUGCAGAUCCCGAACCUGGUGUCAGGGGCUCCGGAGAGGAACAGUAGGGAAGAACGUCUGUCCUGAACCACCUCCCUCCUGAGGCCCCAUUUUCCUCUCCAUCCCGGCCCGCCCAGCCCCAGCCCUGCUUCCUGUGGACGUCAGGCAAUGAUGCUCUUCCCCUCAGGCCUAGAUGAAGGUAGGGUGGGCAAGGCGCAGCCACUGAGCUCGUGGAAGUCAGCACCGGGCACCCAGGCUGGCGAGGGCACAAGGUAUGGUGCCAGGCAUACAACACUGCCUUGUACAUGGCUACGAGAUCAAUGUUUGUGAAACUUAACUGAACUUUGAAGAGAUUAGGCAAUGGACAGUAAAUGGCUCGCGCUGCAACUUCACCUCCCCUCUUGUUCUCUCCUCCAAGGUAGCGGGGACUCAUCUCUGGAGAAGGAAUUCCUCGGGGCCCCAGUGGGGCCCUCAGUGAGCAGCCCCAACAGCCAGCACUCUUCUCCCAGCCGCUCACUCAGUGCCAACUCCAUCAAGGUGGAGAUGUACAGCGAUGAGGAGUCGAGCAGACUGCUCGGGCCGGAUGAGCGGCUCCUGGAAAAGGACGACAGUGUGAUCGUGGAAGACUCGUUGUCGGAGCCCCUGGGCUACUGUGAUGGAAGCGGGCCAGAGCCUCACUCCCCCGGUGGCAUCCGGCUGCCCAAUGGCAAGCUCAAAUGUGACGUCUGUGGCAUGGUCUGCAUCGGACCCAACGUGCUCAUGGUGCACAAGCGUAGCCACACGGGAGAAAGGCCCUUCCACUGCAACCAGUGCGGUGCCUCCUUCACCCAGAAGGGCAACCUGCUGCGCCACAUCAAGCUGCACUCUGGGGAGAAGCCCUUCAAGUGUCCCUUCUGCAACUACGCCUGCCGCCGGCGUGAUGCGCUCACUGGCCACCUCCGCACACACUCGGUCUCCUCUCCCACGGUGGGCAAGCCCUACAAGUGUAACUACUGCGGCCGGAGCUAUAAACAGCAGAGCACCCUGGAGGAGCACAAGGAGCGGUGCCACAACUACCUACAGAGUCUCAGCACUGAAGCCCAAGCUCUGGCUGGCCAGUCAGGUGAGCCUGCAGGUGAUGAGAUACGGGACCUGGAGAUGGUGCCGGACUCCAUGCUGCACUCAUCCUCUGAGAGGCCAACUUUCAUUGAUCGUCUGGCCAACAGCCUCACCAAACGCAAGCGUUCCACUCCCCAGAAGUUUGUAGGCGAAAAGCAGAUGCGCUUCAGCCUCUCGGACCUCCCCUAUGAUGUGAACUCGGGUGGCUAUGAGAAGGAUGUGGAGUUGGUGGCACACCACGGCCUGGAGCCUGGCUUUGGAGGUUCUCUGGCCUUUGUGGGGGCAGAACAUCUGCGUCCCCUCCGCCUUCCACCUACCAACUGCAUCUCAGAACUCACGCCCGUCAUCAGCUCUGUCUACACUCAGAUGCAGCCCCUCCCUGGUCGACUGGAGCUUCCAGGGUCCCGAGAAGCAGGUGAGGGACCCGAGGAUCUGGCUGAUGGAGGUCCCCUCCUCUACCGGGCCCGAGGCCCCCUGACUGACCCCGGGGCGUCCCCCAGCAAUGGCUGCCAGGACUCCACAGAUACAGAGAGCAACCACGAAGAUCGGGUUGGGGCAGUGGUAUCCCUCCCUCAGGGUCCCCCACCCCAGCCUCCUCCCACCAUUGUGGUGGGCCGGCCCAGUCCUGCCUACGCCAAAGAGGACCCCAAGCCACAGGAGGGGUUACUGCGGGGCACCCCAGGCCCCUCCAAGGAAGUGCUUCGGGUGGUGGGCGAGAGCGGUGAGCCGGUGAAGGCCUUCAAGUGUGAGCACUGCCGCAUUCUCUUCCUGGACCAUGUCAUGUUCACUAUCCACAUGGGCUGCCAUGGCUUCAGAGACCCUUUCGAGUGCAACAUCUGUGGUUACCACAGCCAGGACCGGUACGAAUUCUCUUCCCACAUUGUCCGGGGGGAGCACAAGGUGGGCUAGCGACCAAGCGUCCCCCCUCGGUCCACCACUCCACUGCCCUACCUACAGGAGUCUAGCCCUGUCCCCAACACGUCCCAAGGAGUUGGGUUGUGUAGCCCCGCUACUGGCUACCUGACUUCACACCUGACCCUGACCCCUCCUCACCUGUGCGCCUCCUCUUCCCCGACUGAUCUAAGCAUUGUGAUGAAACAGGUCUUUUGCUUAUGUUUCUCCUUUUUCUCUUCUCCUCUCAUCCCACCAUACUCACUGAGUUAUUUAUUAAUAUAAUUUGUUUUCUUUUGCUUUUUUUUUUUUAACUUAUAUCAGUCACUUACCACACCCCACCUUCCUGCCCACAGUCCCCUUCUGCUUUAGGCCUCAUUUUUCUCUUUGCUCCAGCUUUCUCCAACAGCCCCAGGGGUAGGAAGCUCCUCUUAGUGCUAAGAGACCCUGAGCUUCUUGACUUAAGUCCUCAUCUUUUACAUCAUCUGAUUCUUCAGUUUCGACGGUGAUAGCUCCCUCUGGCCCUGCCUUAGCUCUGUGACAUUAUAUCUCCUCUCUGGGACCCUUCAACCUGGUACUCCAUACCUCUUGUGCCCUCUCACUUUAGGCAGCUUGCACUACUCCUGAUCGAAUGAAGAAAUCCCUCAUUUGGAAGUAGGAGAGGCCGAAGACAUUCUCCCCAGGCACCAUGGGACUGAGGGUCCUCUUGACAUCCCCCUAGGAAUACGAGUUCCCCAAAGCCCACAUUCAGGAUCUGCCUCUAGGAUGUGAUAUCUCUCUCUUCUCUCCUCGAACUGCCCAUCUACUCCGUGGUGGUUUUGCUCUCCUUGGAGUGCCCCAAUUUUAUAUUCUCAGGGGCCAAGGCUAGGUCAGCAGUCCUCUGUCUCUGAAACGUUUGGAGCCACAGGUGCCUAAAUGGGAACCAGGGAAGGGAAUGGGUCAAAAUUCUUCUCUUUCUCUCCCACCUCUCAAACUUCUUCACUCUAGUGACCUUCCUGGGCUCUCAGGGACUUCUGUGGUCCCUGUCCUAUGAGAAACUGGUGAGUUGCUGCCUGAUAACAAGGGGGUACCCUCAGCCCCCCGCGUCACGCUGCCUUCUUCUUCUCCCCCUAGCAGGAUUCACCCUCUCAUUCCCGGGCUCCUGGGCCCUGUUCUUAGGAUCAGUGGCAGGGAGAAAAGGCUGUCUCUUUUCUCUCUCCUAAUUUUCUGUAUAACCAAAAAUUAUCCCAGGAUGAGCAAGGGCAUGUGCCCCUCUCCCCAUUCCACUCUUGUCCCAGCAAGAAUGGGAUGGGCACAACGGAACUGGGGGGUCAUCCUUUACUGCCCCCUCUACACUCAGCUCCCAGAUGUAGGGCAGGAGGGGGCACUCUCCUGGCUACUGCAGAGACCCCUGGCUAUUUGGGUAACCUAGUUAGUGAGAAGGGGGCAGGAGGAGAUACAGCUCCACUGCAAAUGGAGGUCUCUUUCUACAAGAGUUCCCUGCCCAAGGCCACAGCCAUCCCAUUCUCUGCUUCCUUGAGAUUCAAACCAAAGCCUGUUUUUCUAUAUUUAAAGAUAAAAAAAGUAAAAACCAAACACAACACCUCACAAGUUGUAACACUUGGUCCUUCUCUCUCUCUCUCUCUCUCUCUCUCUCUCUCUCUCUCUCUCUCUCCCCCCCCCUCCCCUUUUCUCUUCCCUUCCAUCUUUCUUUCCACAUGUCCUUUCCUUAUUGGCUCUUUUGCCUUCUACUUUUCUCACUCCCUAUCAGGGAUAAUUUAGGGGGAUGGUAAAAGGUUGGCUAAGGAACAGACCCUGGGAAUGGGGCUCUUAAGGGCUCUAAGAGAGUCUGUCUACCUUACCCUAUUAUGGGAAGGGAGACCCUAAAAAACUUCUCUUCUUCCUCCUUUUCUCCCCCACUAUGUGGUCUCCCCAAGAGAACCAGAUUGUCAAGGAGGGGCACCGUGGGUUGACUGUUCCUCCUUGACAAUGUAGCAAUAAACAGAUGCUGCCAAGGGCACAGGAUCGGGGAGUCAUCUGGGAGGAGAGUGGUCUCUGGAGAAGGGGAGAGUCUUCUUGAGAACACCCCAGGGAACUGGCUUCUUGUUUCAGAAUGGCAGCAGAGCUGCGAUUAAUAUCUGGGGUUCCCCUCAACUGUCCUGGUUAUUGAGCCCCAUCCUGUUAGACCUGCCCUCACCACCUCUUCUGCUGCUGUGUAUUUGGUGACACCUCAUAAGGACUAGUCCCUUCUGGGGUAUCAGAGCCUUAGGGUGCCCUAUCCCCUCCCCCAGUCAGUUUUGGCACCUGUAACCUCCUGGAACAUGAAAGACUAUGCUCUGAGGCCAUACUCUGAGCCCAUGAGAGCAGAGACUGGAAGGGCAAGACCAGGUGCUAAGGAGGGGAGAGAAGGGCACUCUGUCUCUCUCCAGACCAUCACUGCACUUUAACCAGGGUCUUAGGUACAAAAUCCUACUUUCCAGAGCCUUCCAGCUCUGGAACCUCAAACAUCCUCAUGUUCUCUCCCAGCAGCCUUUUGCAUAAAAAAAAUAAAUAAAUAAAUAAAGAAAAAGAAAAAAAAAUACAUUGAAACCCACAUGGAGAAAAGAGGUGUUUUCCUUUUAUAUUGAUAUUUAAAAUCAACACCACACAAAAAAAUUUCUAAAUAGACACUUUUCCAGACCUUUGUUUUUUCGUGUCAGUGUCCAAGCUGCAGAUGGGAUUUUGUAAUACUUCCGGCAGCUUCUUUCCUUGUGUACAUAAUAUAUAUAUAAUAUAUAUUUUUAAUCAGAAGUUAUGAAGAACAAAAAGAAAAAAAAAUAAAACACAGAAGCAAGUGCAAUACCACCUCUCUUCUCUCUCUCCCAGGGUUUCAUUUGUAGCCUAUGCUUGGUGUCUCCUUGGACCUUAGCCCUUCACCUCCUCCUUUUCCUCUGGUUCCCCCUUCCCCCGCCCCCUUUUUUUUAGAGUUUUUCUCCUUUCUCAAGGGGAGUUAAACUAGCUUUUGAGACUUAUUGCAAAGCAUUUUGUAUAUGUAAUAUAUUGUAAGUAAAUAUUUGUGUAACGGAGAUAUACUACUGUAAGUUUUGUACUGUACUGGCUGAAGGUCUGUUAUAAAUAAACAUGAGUAAUUUAACACC
This is a messenger RNA of Orcinus orca (killer whale), 15410 nucleotides long. RefSeq names its product IKAROS family zinc finger 4 (gene IKZF4). Gene Ontology annotation, molecular function: DNA-binding transcription factor activity; RNA polymerase II cis-regulatory region sequence-specific DNA binding. NCBI's taxonomy places the organism in Eukaryota, Metazoa, Chordata, Mammalia, Artiodactyla, Delphinidae. The transcript has 8 exons. The coding region runs from base 10666 to 12312 and encodes 548 amino acids. The record is from RefSeq and is a predicted model, not a curated record. Gene Ontology annotation, biological process: regulation of transcription by RNA polymerase II.